GGGCAGAUUUACAGCAGUUAGAGGGCGGUUGUACAAGCGUGCCUUUUUGUUCUGUGUGGUGUCGCUGAGGUAUGACAUGAAUCCAAUGUCACGAUAAUGUUUUGACAAUUCAGUGUUGAGAUGCAGUGUGAACGUUCUGUAGUGUGAAUCUUGUAAGUAUGGAAGCCCUUCGCUUCAGUUUCAGAAUCACAAGUCUGGCUUGUGAUUUUUUUUUUUUUUCUUACAAAUAAUUCUAAUACUUUUACCUCUGAGGUAUUCAUGUAAAAGUGCAAAUAAUUAGUUAUUGCAUUUGUUCCUGUUUCUUGUGCAUUGCUGAAAUUCAAUAUGUACUGUAGUUCUUAUAGCAGUACCUCACAAACAGUGAAGAUUUUGGAGUAAAUUCUUCAUGGCGUCUAAGAAGACUUCUGGGUAACAUAAAUGUUGCAGGAAACUUUUGUUCUGUCAGCUUGGAGAGGCUGCUAUGCUUUUGAGCUACAAGAUAAAGAAGAGCUCUGAGGAAUCUGGGGAAAGGGGACAUCAUGUCUUGCUGGGCUGUAUUCAUUCCAGCAUGAAAGGCUAUAUUGAUCUGGACCCAGAUUUUCAAAGCUUGAUUGUUUUAAAAGAACCAUCGAUAUGGAAGAUGACGAGUUCAGUGAUAGUAGUGAAGAAGAGCAGAAAAUUCUUUUACCAUUUCUGGAACAGGAAGAAAAAGAAGACAAAGCUGGUCAGUUCUCUAAUGUGAAAGACCACCAUGAAGAACACAAACUUCAAGAGUCAGGUGAUGGUGGCAAGAUGGGAAACAAGGACCUUUCUGAAGGAGUUGGAGAUAAGUCUGAUUAUAGCAUGAAAAGUUUGGAACACUAUUUGGACAACAUUAAUAAUAUUCUGCCUGUGAAAUAUGCAGAUAGAAUUCACAUAUUAACCCUAUGCAGGAACCUAAAACAGCUGAAUGACAUAGCCAAAGAGAAGAAACAUGUGGUACAAAAAAACAGGUAUGAGGUGUGUCAAAUAGAAACUGAGCAGGGAAAAUCUGAAAGCUUCCGUGAGCAACUUGAAAAAGAUGAAGAGGAGCUAGAGAUCCAAUACCAAAAACGAGCAGAAUUGCGGAUUUGGAGGGAAAAAAUAGCAGCUCUGCAAGCAGAACAAAAUCAACAGGCUAGAGAAAACAAAGAAGAGGAAGCCCAGAAAGAAUAUGAAGAAAAGCAUAAAGAAAUGCUUGAAGAUAUUCAAAGGAACCAUAGAAAAGCAGUCCACUUCCUGAGAAAAACAAUGACAAGAAUUCAUGAGAAAAAUGCAGAAGAAGAAAUGAAGACUCGGGAGCAUAUGGAAAGAAAGAUGCAAGCUGUGCUUUCCCUGAAAAACAGCAUAACUUCCAAUAGGGAAAAUCUCCGAACCCUCCAGGUAGGGCAAAAAGCAAGGGCCUCUGAGGCAAAAAAAGAGAUGAAAAUGAGGGAAGCUGUUCUAGCAGAAGGAGGCAAUGUUGCCAAGGAAAUUUUUCUCCAUAAACGACUGCUGGAGCAUGAAAAAGAGAAACAAGCUUUUGGAGAACAGCAAAAAUCUAGAAGAACUGAGAUUGUUGCUCGAAUUUUGCAAGAAAAUGUUUAUUUUCACAAGCAGAAAAAUAGUCAAUCCUGUACUAAGACAGUUAAGAGAGAUGGUAAACUUGAGGAUUCUUUACUGUGGAGAAUGAAAACAUGGCAGUAUAUUGAGAAGACCUGCAAACAUUCAGCUGCAGCAAUGCCACAGUUGUGGUACUCUCCAUCAAUUUGCUCCUCAGCUGAUGAGAGAACUACUUCUGUACGAGAAUUUCCUGAAAAAGUAUGCCAUGAUGUGUUCUGUGAAAGUAAAGAAGAUGAGAAAGAGAGGGACAAGCCUCAAGCUGAACCAGAGUUUCCAGGACUUUGGAAUCAGGAAUGUGACUUGCACAAGAUACCCAAAGAAGAAACAGAACCAAAGCUGUUGGCUACAAGGAUAAUGAAAAAAGAGAUUUUCGAGAAAAAAAUUGGGAAACUCCAAACUGGAAUUGUUCAUGAGCAAAUAGUGUCUAGUCAUGAAUGUGAGGGAUGCCCUUUUUAUAGUAAACCAAAUCUCAUUCAUUUCAAGGACUUUGAUGUUGGUAAAAUUUACAAGAAGAAGAUAGUUUUGACAAAUGCAUCUUACAGUGUUAAUUCCUGCAGACUAUCAGGAAUCAGUGAAUGGCUCAAGGACUUCAUCAGUAUUCAUUUUGACCCACCUGGCCAAAUGUCUGCUGGAAUGUCCUGUGAAGUAGGAGUAACAUUUAAGCCAAUGAUGAAUGAAACUCUGGAAGGAGAAAUCACAUUUAUGGCACAGACAGGUUCUUUUUCUGUUCCAUUGAAAUGUACAACCAAGAAAUGCAUUCUGGCACUAGAUAAAGAGCUCAUUGACUUUGGCACUCAUGUUGUGGGGGAGAGAAUUUCACGGGCUGUCACCCUGACAAACCAUGGAGCAUUGGGAACCAGAUUCAAAGUUCAGAUGUCAGCAGGUGACAGUAGUAUAAGCAGAGCAAUAGCAAAAUCUUCUUCUAGAAGAAUGAUUAGUCAGGAAUUGAAUGACUCUGUCCCUGAAGAGAAAGUCAGUAAUAGUCCUGUGAAAUCUGUGUUUGAGAAAAAGGAUCAAACUUCGCAUGACCAUAGUGAAGAAAUGACUCAUUGUGUAACUCGGGUGGAGCAGCAGAGGACAUACACAAGCCUGAGCAGCACCUCUACAGAAGAGCUUAGUCACGAUGCAUUAAACUCUAAAUCAGAUCUAGAAGCAGACGAUGCAGAGGACUUAGUGGAACCUUCUCCUGAAGAAACACCAACUGAAAUUAUGCUGGGCAAGGUUACUGAAGGUAAAAUUGGACCCUUCAACUCAGUCAAACUUCAGAUUAUAUUUAUCCCAGCUAUCCCUGGGGAUGUACAGGCAGAGUUUGUGAUUAUGUUUGACAACUCACCCUGCAAGCCACUGUGCUUUAGUGCCAUUGGAGUUUCUAUUGAUGUGCCAGUUUGGGUGCCCAAUCCAAACAUUGAUUUAAAGAUCUGUAUGUAUGACCGACUUUAUCAGGAUUGCAUUGUCAUUCAAAGCAGAGCAAAAGCUGCGCUGCGUUUGAAGUUUGAAGUAUGCAAAGAAUUGAGUAAGCAUAUGGAGCUUCUUCCAAAAACAGGUUACAUUCAAGCUCAGUCAUCCUUCAAUGUGCAGCUGAAGUUUCUGCCCAGGCAUUCUCUUCCUGAAGAUGCAGGGAACUAUUUUGAUCGGGAGACAAGAGUUCUGGAAGUUCCAAUGACAAUACUGGUUGCAGAUAAGACUAAACCUGCUAAUUUUACUGUCCAUGCAAUUGUUACUACUUCUGAUUUGGAAAUUAGCCCAGCAGAAAUCAAUUUUGGAUACUGCACAAUCUAUGAAGCUGUGCAGACAAAUGUCACACUAACAAACAAAUCCAUCUUGCCACAAGAGUUUGGAUUUGUAGGACUUCCAGAGUUUGUUGAAAUUCAACCCAAUGAUGGUCUUGGAAUUCUUCUUCCCCUUGAAAGCCUGACAUUGGACAUAAUCUUCAAAGCCAACAAGGCAAAAGAAUACAACUUUGAACUAACCUGCAAGUCAGAGAUUAAUAGACAAUUCAAGCUGUCAUGCAAAGCAGUUGGAGUCCACCCACCUCUUGAGUUGUCUCAUUCCUUAGUUCAGUUUGCUGCAACAGCUUUAAAUGGUGUAUCUACAGCAACACUCUAUGUAAUAAAUUCCCAUGUAAGAGUCAACCACUUUACUCAUGCUGUCCCAAGAAUUGGCAAUGAGGAAAUUGCCCAUGUUGGACCCACUUCCUUUGAAUUCCGUGUGCCAGAAGACUGUCCUGUGACAAUUACACCUUCUGUUGGAACUGUGUUGCCUGGGAAGAAAAGCUUGAUUCAAGUGUCCUUCAGACCAACAUUGUCAGAUCAGCUAAUCAGAGAAGAGGCAAUUCGGCUUUGCAGAGCAGCUGUGACAAGGGCAGAAAUACAAACGAAGAAAGAUGAGAAGAGAGAAACAAAGAAACUAAGCAUUUCCUUUAUCAGACAGCAGUCUUCCAGGCAGCUUGCAAGAGACAGAGGCAGUAAAUACCUGACUUCUGUAAAUAGUUCUGAACAACCAAAAUCCGAAGCGAUAAAACCCAGUUCUGAAGCUUAUAUGGCAGCCCAGAAUUUUCUGAUCAGGAAUUUCAGAGGGAGGUUUGAAAAAUACAUCAUACCCUGCUUUGUUGCAAGUGGAGAUACUGAUGGAAAGAGAAGUUCUGAAGAUCUAAGCUGCAGCCCUUAUAAUACCUUGUAUCUGGAGCUGCACUGUCCAGCUGUAUCACCGUCUGUUGUGGUCACUUCAGAUAAUGGGAAAAACACAGUCAAUUUUGGUGAUGUCGCAAUAGGCCAUAGAAGAAUUAAGCAAAUUACAAUACAAAAUAUCUGCCCAGAGCAGCUGGAACUAGGAUUCUCAAUUCUGAAUCCCAGUGGUCCCUUCUCCUUGGUCAGACCAGUUGGAAUGCUUCAGCCAGGGGAAAAUAAAACUCUUAUCAUCUCUUUUUGUCCAAAUGAGAAUAAAUGGUUUUUUGAAACAUUGGACAUCUGGACUGUAAAAACUAAUCUAACCCUAAGCAUCAUUGGUCGUGGGGUCAUGCCAUCAAUUGUCUGCUCUGUGGAAGAAGUACUCAAUAUGGGAUACGUCAUAGCCAAAGAGAACAUGACUUCCACAUUCAAGAUAGAGAACACUUCCACACUGAACCUGAGAUACUCCAUACAACUGGAUUCACUUUCUUCAACAAGGGAUAAAGAUCAGCAGAGACUUCCCUCCUUCAUGACAUCCUCUUUGCAAAGAACAGAUUUUGUUGGAACACAGAAUUACAAUGGUUUAAGUGUGUUCAGCAUCUUUCCAAUAGAAGGAGAAAUUGUUGCUGGGAAGAGCCAGGAUUUUAUUGUCACUUUCAGUCCUGAUCAUGAAAGUCUAUACUAUUCUGACCGUCUGAAGGUUGUGCUCUUCGGCAAGGAAAUAGCCCAUGUGAUCCACUUAAAGGGUGCAGCAAGAUAUCAUCCAAUGUUUGUGGAAGGGGGAAUUCCACUAGAUGUGCCCGUAGAGUCUUUGGCCGUAACAUUACCUAUGUCAUCGCAGGAAUCAGCAAAAGGAGAGCUGCAGGAACCGGUAAAGUCCAUCCUCCUGGUCCUGGAAUACACUGAGGAAGAGAGUUCUGUAGUGCCAGCAAUGACAGAACUGAAAGUUGGAGCUAUACGGACAGUUCAGUUUGCAUCCAAGAAGAACGUGGAGUUCAAUUUUGAUAACCUGCUGCUUCUGCAACAGAAGGGAUUCACCAUUGAAUCUGCAAAGGGAACAGUUGGUCGUGGUCAAGUAAAAUGCAUCAGUGUUUCUUGGGUGCCACCUGCUGACUUUCAUGCUGAUAGCCCUCUGAUUGUGACAACCCUACUGACAUUAAAAGGUGGCAUUAAGGAAUCUUAUCGAAUCUUCUUCAUGGCAAAAGUUGCAUCUGCAUGUACUCCCACUAAGCAAGGAAAAGAAGUUAAAUGGAAAGGAAGAUGAUGGAGGCUCAGACUAUCAGCUUGCCUUCCUUGGGGAAAAAAGUGACUAGAGGGUGCAGUAGAUGAUGGAGGGCAGGGAGAAGAGUCCAUGGUCCUAAGUUAAAUCAUUAUGGAUUGAUGUGCUGUUAUCAUUUGAUAAACGUCUGGCUCUCUCUAUCUUUUGUAAAGGUAUCACAGGAAUCAGAGAGGCGAGACAAAGGAAAAUAUUAAUUGACUUAAAAGGAAUGCUAUACUGUGUUUCAUGUGGUUCCAAAAAUGACAGGACCUUGUAUUGAGACACUAUGAAAAACUGAGCCUUUGCUAGUAAGCUGUUUAUUGCUUCCCUGAAAAACUAUAGGAUGGUUGUUACUGCAGUAUGAAGACAAUGAAAUUACAAGAAGAAGUGAUGUGGAUGGUGGAAUUUAAAGGCAGAGAUAGAAUAGAAUCCUAAUGAAACACCUGGUUGUUAUUGUUUGAAUUUGUUCUGCUAUUUAAGGCUCGUGAUGCUAUGCCUGAUCUGUGUGCCAUUUAAAUUGGAAAUGGUGGAAAGAGAAAUUCAUUCUCUCUUGAAGUGGCUCUUGGAAGAUUCUUUAGCUGAAGUUUUUCCUGUUAGACACCCUGAGGGGCUAUACAGGUCAAAGCAGAGGUGUCUUUGUAGGAAGAAGCCUGUAUUGUCGUAGUAGUAAAAUGAGACACACACCCAGGAAGUGGUAGGUUUCUGCAAAAGGGUCAUACUCUUUAAUGCUCAGAUUCUGGGAAAGUCAUUUACAACAUUGCAAAAGGAGUUUAAAAUGACCCUUGUGUGCCAUGGUAAAGUUAAUACUCACUGUGUCGUGAUUCUAACUUGGUAUAGAAAAUGCUGGUUGACUCAAAUCAACUUGUGAAACUUCCCAGUGCCAUUAAAUGGUGAUCUCUAGAGAAACACUUAGCCAAAAGAUCAGAAAAUAAAAGCCUCUUUAUGAACAAUAUACCAGAGGUAUUCCUUUCUCUGAGUAGGUAACUCUGUGCCUGCUUAAUUAAAAACAAAGCUCUGCUAUGGCAGAGCUAGAAAAACAGAUGAGAUUACUAUAACUGAUUUCAGGCUAUGAGAAUAUGGAGUUGUUCAGCUAGUCUUUCAGCUCUUAAUGUUUAGAAUGAAAACAAAAGAUUAUGAAUGAGGUAUAGGAAAGAAUGGCUAGAGUCAAAUGAGGAUUCUCUCUCUUCCUGAUUUUUGGCUGUGCUGUGUCAGCCACUGGUCAAAGAUAAUACAGGUUGUUUUUAACCUCAUCUUCCAUCGCUCCUGUAAGCUCUCUUAAGCAAAACUAUCUAUUUUUGCUGUGUACUUCUUAGUACAAAGGACCCUGAUUAUAGUUCCUAGCCACUGCUUGUUGAAUGUUUUAGUUAUGUUCUGGAAACACAGUCCCAAAAUAUGCGUAACAUCUGUUAUUUAUUUCUGGGAAUGUUUUCAAAAUGAGCCUACAGGAUUCUUCUACAGUAAUGGUCUUUAAAAACAUUAUGAUCAAUGAGUUCAUAUCAGCUUAGCUUGGCUUAUGAGCCUCUGGAUUCUCUCAGAGAAGACCUGCAAAUCUCCAAUUCACUGCCAAUAUCAAAACAAGCAGUCUAUGAUGUGGCCUAGAUGUCAAUGACUCUAAAGAACUAAAAAGGAGGCACUGGGAAGCUAAACACAGAUUUGCUCCCAAGCAUAACUGAAGAGGUAGGUGUCACAACUGAGCAAACUGAUACUGAGCAGGACUUUGAUGGAAGCCUGUGUACUUUGUUCCUGAAAGGUACGCAGCACCCAUGCAAACUGGAGAUGCUUCAUUCAUUUCAAAGGAGCCCUGGCAAUUUAAACAUAUAUCUAGUAUAUUCCUGAUCUGAACAGAACUGCACAGUAGUCUGUUUGUCUGACUUAAAUGGGAAAGAAGACCUUGAGAAAAGCUUUAUAUUUUCAGUAUUUUUUUAAAACACACAUUUUUCACAAUGUCUGGGCCUUGCCAAAAUGAAUUGUUUGCGCUUCAACUACCUAUUUGAUCCUGGGUAGUAACAGAAGUUUUCACAAGGAGCUUCUCAGAAUACUUUCUAAAACAGUCCAUAUCAUGAACAAAGGAGGAAUUUAUGCCCUUCAGACUAAAGGGCUUGAUAUGCCAGGAUUUCACCCUGUAUAUGAUCGGUACCUGAGCUGCACAGGAAAAAACUCUAAUGCAUUUAGUGAGAAAUAUUCCAGAUAUAGAUUUAAUUUAGGUUUAAAAAACUGUCCUUACGCUGGACUUGAAUGCCUUUACACUUCUCUCUCUCUUUUGGUUAGUACAAACAUGAAUCAGAACCUCUGACACAUUGUUAUUGUCUCAGCUGCCAAAGACCUGCACAUACUUUCAAUCUACUAAGAGAUAAGGAGAACUUGACAAAUGCUCGUUAAUCUCCUUUGUCCCUCUUCUUCCAUUAAACCACUGUAAUGGAGGGAAUUAGAGGAGAACACUCAGAUUUCUAACAGAAAACAAUGAAAAAUCUAAACUGGUAUUAGAACUAGAAAUCAUUCCAGCUUGCUUGUUCCAAGUUUUUGAACCUUACCUUCAGGGCUGGAGCAAGCUCUAACUGACUAAAUACAAACCACAGUAUGGUGCUUGUUAGUCUAUUAAUUUUAAUACCUUAAGCCUCUAUGGAGGUGAGACCUAAUCAAGGCCAAAGAGUCUUUUUAUGAUAAAAAAGAUGGAGGAAUAAUAAGAAAAAAAGAAAAAUAAUGUUGUGAAAUGAUGUACAUCCUUCUAUUUAAUGAUGUUUGACUAUCUAAGGCCUACUCUAAACCCACUGAACCCGAGAGACUUGUAAUAGCUUCAGUGAGCUCUGGAUGAGGCCAUUGAGUUGUAAGAAGUUGGCAAGUCAAACACACAGUAUUACGCUAGUAAUGAGAAACAGAAAGUUAAGCUGACAAUAAAGAGCAACUGCCAUUGACAAGUCUAGCUCAUUGUCUGUACUAAAUCACUUAAAGGUAAACAAAGGAUGUAACCAAGUUUUAACUGCACUCCUAAGACUUGAUUUUGCAAACACAUAUGAGUAAUUUCACUGACUUGAAAUGAGCAUAAGGUUCUGGAUUCCACUGGUCAGAGCUUCCAUACUUAAUCCUAAAAUGUGUAUUCAGUCUCUCCAGGGUGAGUGUUGAACCAUGAGACUAAGAAUAGGCUGUUAUUUCUGGAGCACUAAAAAUAAGGAAAACUAUGCUUGCAAUACACCAACUGAUUUAAGAAAUCCAACAUUCUGUAAGGCACUUACAGAAUAACAAACUUUCAGAUUUCCAUUUCAUGAAAGAAAAUACUGAUGUCUAAUCUCAGGCCUGGAAGCUAAUACUACAUUUGACUUUCUGGGGGUAUAAUGGCUGAUCCUUCCACGAUUGUUUAUUUCCUGCCUCAGUGGAUUAUCUUCAUUGUUUUGGCCUGUGUAGUUCCAUGUGCCCAGCUCUUGUGUGAAGCAACGCUCAAGCAAAUGAGAGAGGCAAGAUGUAAAGGGAAAAAAAAAUUGUCUGAUGUGGGAAAACAGAUCCAUUGUAAAACAUAACACUGGCAUGCAGAGUAUGCUUCUUCAUCUGGAACAUAAGUAAAAUUUAAAAGCAAAAGCACAAUUAUUCUUUUUUUGCAAAAUGUAGCCCUCGGGUGUCAUUUAACUGAGAAUUAUCACAUUUCACCAAGGGACAGAAAACAGUUGGAUCCUUUUCAGAAUGAAAGAACCAAUCCUCUGAUAUAUUUGCUGCUUGAUUUAGCAUUUAAAUGAAGCUCACCAAUCUGUAGAAGAGUAAGGUAACUAGGUUUCCCUUACAAGAAUCUCACAGAGCUUGCUCUCUUUGAUUAAGCUGACUGAAGUGGAAAAGUCAGGGCCUAAACCCUUGUACUCUACACUUGUAUGCUCUUUCAUCACUGGGACUCUUUACUU
This is a messenger RNA of Dromaius novaehollandiae (emu), 9407 nucleotides long. RefSeq names its product cilia and flagella associated protein 74 (gene CFAP74). The transcript has 40 exons. Bases 613 to 5529 code for a protein of 1638 amino acids. NCBI's taxonomy places the organism in Eukaryota, Metazoa, Chordata, Aves, Casuariiformes, Dromaiidae. The record is from RefSeq and is a predicted model, not a curated record.